CUUAAAACGUGAAUUAACGUCUUAAAUCGUGUUAAAAGUGAGCAGUUACCUUGGGAUUACACACCAGGUUCAGACGCAAUGAUUGGAUUUAUGUAUCCGCAGGCGACCUGAGACUCACCGUUUCAACGGUGUCAGGAGUGCUCAACAGAAAAGAAUGCAUAGAGUAAAAUAUUGUAUACACUCUUAGAAAAAAUUUAAAACAAUAUGUUAGUGUGUCAUUGUACUCAUUCAUACUUAUUCUUUCUUUAAGGUUUAACGGUUCUUAAGGCCCUUUAAUCAUACUGAAUAAUAUAACACUCGUUUUAUUGAUUGCAGUCGUGUAACGGCUUGGAUAACGACAUUAUCUUUAGCUAAUUAAAAAUAUACAUAUAACAAAUUAAUAUGUAACAUUUACAUGCAUCACACUACAUAAUAUUUGUCAUACAUCGCUGAGGAGAAUCUGUUUGAGACUUUCAAGCUAUAGAUACGUCACUAAAGCAGAAAAAGUCCACAGAGGUCCACGAACAGUGAGCUUUCCCUUUGGAGCUGCCCCAGCAACAGAGAGUGCCUCCUCAACCAAUCGCUGCCAAGGAACCCACACCGCUCGAGGCGGGUAUUUUCUUCACAGCACAGAAUGCCUUUCCUCACAGCGACAAGUGUUGAGAUUCAAAGGUGAAUGCCUGGUAGCACAAUAUGGAAAAGUCAGCUGUGGAGGAAUGGACUGUUGAAAAUGUAGCAGAGUGGAUUUCUGGCUUAGGUCUGGGCAACUUCACGGCAACAUUUACAGUGAAGAAAUAGAUGGUGAGACUCUUUUAGGUCUGACAGAACAUAUGAUUGGAAAAAUCUUCCGAACUAUGAAGGACCAAGUCAAAUUUUUAAAGGCUCUCGAGAACCUUAAAAGAACAAAAGCAAAUGAGCAUAUUGUUUCAGAGAAGGUGCUACCAGUAGAAUGCAGAGAAGUGCCACAAACCUCAACAAGUGUUCAUGUUUGGACCGCAUGUUAUACAUUGCCUAUAUUUCCUCCAGUUGUACAGAUGGCCCUUGAUAGAAAGGACAUUGGUUUCAAAUCAAAAGACAAAUCUGCCCUUCGUGCAGCUCUAAUACAGACUCUGUUUGAUGACCUCAGCAAAUAUACGCUGUAUCCAGACCACAUAAUGUACAGUACUGUGCUAAGUACUUUGUGCUGUAAGUACAGAUUUCUAAGGGAUGACAGCCAAACUGGAUAUGCUACUCUACUUGAAAUACUGAGAAAUAAAUUCAAAAAAGAGAGAAAGACACUUAUUUCAGUGGAGACUGUAGAAGACAUGAAAAAAAAGUUUGGUGCUGUGGGUCGAGGAAGGAAGCGUGCACCAGAGCAACAGCAACCGCUCAUGGAAAAGAGAAGAGAAUCUAUGCAAAGUGAGGAGUUCCCAGGAGAAGACGAGCAUGGUACUGUACACACUCGGGAAAGAAUGAUGGAGAAGAAGUCCACUGAAGAAGUCCUUGGUCUGUUUCCAUUCCUAAAGCAUCCUAAACUGCUGUUGCACGAAGUAGAACUACGUUUUGGAGUAAACUUGGAACGGAACCUAAUGAGUGGCCUAUCCAGAAUGGUAGAUCCUAUUUUCAGACUUUCUAGUGGGCAUCUUCUAACUACUGUGAUGUCCUACAUUGAAGAUGCUUCAGAUAAGACACAGGAAAAUGGACUGAGAAUGAAUGCUGCAUUGUUGCUGUUGCCAGCUUUGUUUCGAGAGAGGGAAAAUCUGUUGUUUGUUGUUGACCAAGUACCACCAUCACCUACGCCAACUAUCGUUUUCAAGGGAACAACAAGCCCAUUGGCAGCAGAUGACAUCUCUGUUUGUGUUGAUGGAAUUGAGAUACUCAGUGAUUAUCCAGGAAUGGAUAUCACCCUUGCUGUUGAAUGUAUUUUUUCUCUUUAUUUUUCCUUGGGCAUUGAGUAUCCUAAAGCUCUAAAAAAUUUUCUGACUUUCAUGGAAAGGUACUUCAUGAAGCUGAGUACCUCUGACAAAGUACCUUUGCCAGUGUUAAAGAUGUACAGUCAAAUAACUGCACUUUUACUUGGGGAAUAAUUAUAUUGAUCUGAUGGAAUGCCAUUUUAACAUUUAAACUGAAAUUAAAUGAAUUUAUUGUGUCAACUAUUUAAUUUGAUUACAAAAACAGAAUGUUUGAUAUAAAAAUGUAAUUGUACAUAUCAAAAAAAGUAUUUAUUUUAAAUGUAAAUGGCUGAUUAGAAAAUUAAUUGUUUAUAACAAAUGUAAAUAGUUUUUAAUAGAAGUUUUGAUCUAAAAAAACUAAUAAACAUUCAGUCUUAAUUUAUAGAUAUCAUAAACUCAUAAUAAGCUCUGAUCUAAAUACUGUACUGUAGCUCUUCUAAUUUGUGCCACCAAAAAAUGAAUAAGAAAAAAGAAACCCACGUUCAUCAGUUUCAAUAUACAUUUUAUCUCAGCUUUUUCAAGGUCUAUUACAUGUUCUUGAAAAUGUAUUUUGUGUAAGUUUCAGGAAAAUCUGUGGGAUGCAUAGAUUUAUUUUCCAGUUUGCUGCGAGACCCUUUUUUUCACUGUGUAAAUAAUAUGGUUUAAUUAUUAAAAACACACAGGUUGAAUAAAACUGUGUAAAACUGUAUAUAACUAAACCUGAAACUGAAACUACUCUAAUGGUUUAACCUGUAAAAACAAUAAAUUGUUAUAUAAAUGUUUAAUAAAUAAAUUGUUGGCAUCCUGAAUUGAGUGAUUUAUCAAAGCAC
Molecule: messenger RNA, 2719 nt
Organism: Acipenser ruthenus (sterlet)
Lineage: Eukaryota; Metazoa; Chordata; Actinopteri; Acipenseriformes; Acipenseridae
Exons: 10
Coding region: 810-2045 (411 amino acids)
Source: RefSeq, a predicted model, not a curated record